Molecule: messenger RNA, 929 nt
Organism: Jatropha curcas
Lineage: Eukaryota; Viridiplantae; Streptophyta; Magnoliopsida; Malpighiales; Euphorbiaceae
Product: plastid movement impaired 2
Source: RefSeq, a predicted model, not a curated record
AUAUAUAUACACAAAAGACGUGUUGCAAUGUCUCAUAUAUGACAAUACUGAGUGUUAGACAGAAAUGGGAAAUAGCAUAGGCAGAGGAAAGAAAGCAAAGAUAAUGAAGGUUGACGGCGAAACCUUCAAGUUAAAGACUCCGGCGAAGGCUAUGGACGUAGUCAAAGACUAUCCAGGGCACGUUUUGUUAGAUUCCGACGCUGUUAAGCAUUUCGGGAUUCGUGCCAAGCCAUUGGAGCCUGAAAUGGAACUGAACCCCAAGAAAAUAUAUUUUCUAGUUGAAUUGCCAAAACUUCCUGAAGAGAAAGAGCCUAUCAGUAUUACAAGACGGGUCCGGUCAGGAAUUCACUUGAGUGCUAAAGAUAGGCUUGAGUUCUUGAUGUUGUCGAGAAGAUCAGUUUCUGACCUUUCUAUUGUUAGACCAUUACCGAGUCAAAUUCCUGACGACGGGCACAAUGGCUCCGGGCCGGUCAGAGUCAAAAUGAGGCUUCCUAAAGCCCAGAUGGAAAAAUUGGUAGAAGAAAGCAAAGAUGAAGUUGAGGUGGCUGAAAAGAUUGUUGAUCUUUUUAUGGAGAAUUCCGGUGACCGGAAUCGGCGGCAGUGGAAGCCAGAACUUGGUAGCAUAGGAGAGAACCUUAAGCCACGCGAGAAGCGAGUGAAUUUUGCACCAGAUGAUGGAGAAAUUCAAUUAGCUGUAGGCUCCCAUUGGCAAUGAUGAACAAGAAUAAAGCUUCAACAGAAGAAAACCAGAAUUCUUGGUUAUUUUUUGGUGCCUUUUGUAAUGCUAUGCAUGCAAUUUCCAUAUGUAUUAGUUAACAGAUGUAUAUAUUUAUAUCAGUAUGUAGCUAGCUAGUGGACAUCGAUGCAUGUGCUUUUUUUAACUAUUUACCUAGCUUAUUAAUUGCCUUCUCCAUUAAAUUUUUUCUGCA